Pistacia vera is the source of this 758-nucleotide messenger RNA. Its product is annotated as 50S ribosomal protein L35, chloroplastic. Bases 89 to 553 code for a protein of 154 amino acids. Gene Ontology annotation, molecular function: structural constituent of ribosome. The transcript has 3 exons. Gene Ontology annotation, biological process: translation. The record is from RefSeq and is a predicted model, not a curated record. Gene Ontology annotation, cellular component: ribosome; large ribosomal subunit. Lineage: Eukaryota; Viridiplantae; Streptophyta; Magnoliopsida; Sapindales; Anacardiaceae.
CUUCAUUUUAUUUCCUCUUUAUCCACACAUCACCAUUCUCCUCCUUCUCCCUCUUGUUCAUUCAGAGCAUACAAACACAAUUCCAAACAUGGCUUCUUUAACCAAUUCCAUGUUAUCUUUCAAAUUAAAAUGUUCUCACUUUUCUCCAAUUCGCCCCUCUCGUUGUUCCUCUUCUCUCCUCCAACUCACUUCAAAGCUUCAGAACUCACUCAAGCUCACCUCCACUCACUGCAUUUCUCCCUCUUCUUCACUUCUUCUUCGUAGCAACAAGCUCUCGGAAUCAACAUUGGUCUCCCAAACUAGGCCCCGGACUGUAACUGUUUUCGCUGCUAAAGGCUACAAAAUGAAGACCCACAAGGCAUCAGCAAAGAGGUUCAGGGUGACUGGUAGCGGGAAAAUAGUGAGGAGGAGGGCUGGAAAGCAACAUUUGUUGGCUAAAAAGAACACCAAGAGAAAAUUGCGCCUCUCUAAAAUGCACCCCGUUAGCCGAAGCGACUACAACAAUGUUAUCGGUUGCCUGCCAUAUCUCAAAGUCAAUAGAAAUGCAAAGUAGAGGCAGUCUUUACAUUUUGCAGAAGGCCUGUAUUUUCAUUUCCAUGAAAUAUUCUUACUUUCAUGUAAUCACCAUUGUUUUAUUCUCUUAAUCCAGCUAAGGAUGGUUGAGUUUUCCUACCUUAAAAUUCCCAUGUUUAUUUCUCAAAGCUCAGAAGCACUUUCAAAGCAUGUCAAAACUAAAAGCUGGAUUCUUUCAAGCAAAA